Molecule: messenger RNA, 2235 nt
Organism: Neurospora tetraspora
Lineage: Eukaryota; Fungi; Ascomycota; Sordariomycetes; Sordariales; Sordariaceae
Product: SDA1-domain-containing protein
Exons: 2
Coding region: 1-2235 (744 amino acids)
Biological process (GO): ribosomal large subunit biogenesis; ribosomal large subunit export from nucleus
Cellular component (GO): nucleolus
Source: RefSeq, a predicted model, not a curated record
AUGCCCAAGAGAAAGGUCGCCGCCCUCGAAAAGGUCGAUGCUGACCUGGUCAGCUUGCAGUACAAGAUCAGGAGAGAUCCCAAAUCCUAUGCCCAAGAGUUCUACGACCAGUGGCUCGCAUACGACGCCCAACGACAAAUCUUCAUCUCGUCUCCCUCCUCUGCUUCCAGCGAAGACAACAAGAAAUUCCACGACCUCGUUGACCUCGUCGCCCACGUCGCCGAUCUCUACCCCGAUGUCACCGCCCCCUACUUCGACCACCUCAAGGAACUCUUGACCCAACACCAUGCCGUCCUUAACCCCGAUCUCCGUGAAAAGGUCGUUGGCAGCUUGUCUCUCCUCCGUCGCAAGGAUGUCAUCGACUCGACCAGCCUGCUCACCACCCUCUUCCCCAUCCUGAUCUCGACUCCCUCCAAGUCCCUCCGCUCCCUCCUCUACACCAAGAUCAUCAGCGACCUGCGCGAGUCCAACUCCAAGGCCACCAACCACAAGCUCAACCGCACCAUCCAGACCGUCCUGCACAACCUUGUCACCUCGGACCGCACUUCGACCAAGGGCAUGUGGGCCUGCCGCAUCACCCGCGAGCUGUGGCGCCGCCAGAUCUGGACCGACGCCCGGCCCUGCGACGUCAUGAAGGAGGCUUGUUUAUCCGACAACGAGAAGGUCGUCGUCGGUGGUGUCCGCUUCUUUUUGGGCGGCGACAAGGAGCGCGAGGAGAUGGAGGAUGACUCUAGUGACGAGGAGAUUGACAUUAAGAAGGUCAAGCAUCAGGGCACUAUCAACAAGAAGACCAAGAAGCGCCAAAGGGCCACGGAGAAGGCCAUGGAGAAGAUCAAGAAGCAGGAGCGCAAGAAGCAUGCCCCUCAUCCGCUCAACUUUUCGGCUCUCCACCUCAUCCACGAUCCCCAGGGCUUCGCCGAGCAGCUUUUCCAGAAACAUCUGCAAAAUACCAAGUGCAAGUUCUCCCUGGAUAACAAGCUGCUGGUCCUCCAACUCGUCACCCGUCUGGUCGGUCUGCACAAGCUCACCAUCAUUUCCUUGUAUCCGUGGUUCACCAAGUACCUCACGCCCAAGCAACCGUCCGUCACUUCGUUCCUCGCCUCUUUGGCGCAGGCGACACACAACCACGUCCCUCCCGACGCCAUCGAGCCUCUCGUUAUCAAGAUUGCCAAUGAGUUCGUCUCUGAGGCUUCCGCCGCCGAAGUCGCUUCUGCCGGUAUCAACUCUAUCCGCGAAGUCGCUCUGCGCCAACCGCUCUGCAUGAGCGAGACCCUCCUCCAAGAUCUAGUCAUGUACCAAAAGUCCAAGGACAAGGGCGUAGUAAUGGCCGCCAAGGGUCUCCAGUCUCUUUACCGUGAAGUCUACCCCGAGCUGCUGCAGAAGAAGUUCCGCGGCAAGGAGGCGACCAUGGGAUUGAAGUCGGGCGAGGUCAAGAGGCUCAAGUUUGGUGAAGAGCAAGUGGAGAGUGGUAUUGAGGGUAUCGAGCUUCUCGAGAAGUACAAGGAGGAGCAGAGACUCAAGAAACUCGCUGAGAAGGGUGAGGACGCCGAUGGGGACGCCAAGAUGAAUGAUGAUGAUGAUGAUGAAGACGGGUUCAAUUCCGACGAGUGGGAAGUCGCCUCCAACGAUUCUGAUUCUUCAACCGGGUGGAUCAACGUCGAGCACUCCGACGACGAGGACGAAGGGCCCGCAGCCAAGAAGCAGCGUCGCGACAGCUCAGCGGCUCCUGACCUCAUCUCCGACGAAGCCAUGGCCACCGCCGCCGAAGCCAACCGCAUCUCCAAGCUCGCCAUGACCACGAUCCUCACACCCGCCGAUCUCGCCAAGCUGGCAGAACUCCGCCGGGAGGCCCAAUUAGACAAGAUGACAGGCAACGUCUCCAAGAGGAGACAAGAGCUUAUUGCCAAGCACAUCGAAGACGGCGUUACCGCCGACGACAUCGAGUUGCCUGCGCAGAUUGGCAAGAAGAGCACCAAGGAGGAGCGGGUGGCCAUGGCCAAGGACGGCAAGCCUGGGCGCGAGGAGCACAAGUCUACGCAAGCAAUCAGGAAAUCCAAGAAGGAGGCUGAGGGCAAGUCGUCGACGAACAAGGAGAAGGCGAGAAAGAAGAACUUCUUGAUGACGGUCGGUAAGGCGAGGGCGAAGCAUAAGAGGAGUUUGGUGGAUACCAAGAAGCGGUUGACGGCGCAUAUUGCUAGGAGUAAGAGCGGAGGAAGGAGGAGGAACGGUAUGUAA